AUCAGUCCUGUCCUCCUUCCUCCGAUUUCGCAUUCACAAGAUAUCACAAGCCAAAUUUCCCAUUAUUUCAAGCUUGGCGCUCACCCUUGGCUGGUCCUCUGUGUGCAAUGGCGGAAGCCGUCAAGCUUGAGAUAAAAAAGAUCAAAACCCUAAUACUGUCUGAUAAAUCUCUCGCUUACUCAUCCCUUUUGCUACUUCAGCGGAACUCUGCCGAAGAUACCUCGUCCAUGGAAAUCCUCUCACUCUACUCCCCUCCUCUAUUACCCGCCCUCCUUUCUGACAUUUAUCACCAAGAAGAGGAGAUUGCGGCUCAAGCUCUGAAAUGCUUGGGUUUCAUGUUGUACCAUCCAUCGCUAGUAUCCUCCAUUUCAGAAGGGGCCUCUCGAUCUGCUCUGGAUUCAUUGGCGAGGUUAAUUGUGACAACGAAAAUGAAGGCCAUCUGUAACUUGGGAGUUUGGUGUGUUUCGGUUCAGCAAUUAGAUACCUUCAUAAUUGAACUCUGUAUUGAUAGCGUCCUGGGAGCUGUUGAGUAUGCCAUUGACAACCCAUUUGGCUCCUUGUCAACAACAUUUGAGGCAAUUCAGGCUCUGAUGAAAAUAGCUACUCAACUCCCUAAUAAAUUAAGGGAGAUUGCAAACUUGUGGCUUCCACCUAUAUAUAGAAGACUUGUAAGCUAUGAUAAGAAGGAAAGAGAUAUAACAGAAAGAUGCCUUAUGAAGAUGAAGUCAAUCAUAUGUCCUCCUCCACCAGCUCUUUCGAAGGCAUUAGCCCAUGAUCUGAAGAGUAAUUUACUAGCAAGGAUUAUGGACGUGCAAUACAAUAGUCAUAUGAAGGCGUGCAUCAUCCAGGCUUGGGGAUGGUACGUGUGCUUACUUGGUCCGAGCUUACUAAAUAAUAGACAACUUCUCAAUCGGAUGCUGAAAAUCCCUGAGCAGACAUUUACUGAUGUGGAUCCACAAGUUCAGAUUGCAUCGCUGGUUGCUUGGGAGCGUCUGAUCGAUGCAUUCCUGUCCUCUGAAAUGCAUCCAGUUCAGGAAGCAGUUAAUCACGAAACGAUUCCUGACUGUAGCAGAAUUUCAAAAAGAGGUAAUGAUGAACUUGAUAAAGACUUGCUGAGAAGAUUAAAGGUCCUAAUGGUGCCCCUGCAAGGCAUUAUAUCAAAUGAAUUUGGCAUUUCAGUUCACAUGUCAUGUCUUAACACAUGGCACUAUCUCCUGCAUAAGCUUGACCUUUUAAUUAAUCAUCCUUUAGUUUUACAGAUUUCUUUCAGACCUAUCACUGAAGUGAUAUUUUCAAAGAAGCCUUGUAAUGAAAAUAUUUGUUUGUGGAAACCAUGCCUUGAUUUGUUUGAUCAAUAUAUCUCUGGAAUAACCAACUCCAAGGGGAUGGAUUUAGUUCCUGCAGGGUGCCCUUGCGGUUUUAUGAAUGAAAAUGGCAUUCCCGUAUCUUCUUUCGCUAGUAGAUUUACAUGGAUCAAUUCCAUUAAAUGGUUGCCAUUGAAGUUUAGCGAUUUAGAUUUUCCUCUAAUGAUAAUUAGAACUAUUAUUAAUCACAGUCUGACAACACAAAUAGACCCUGAAAUCAGAACAUUUGCUCUCAGCUCUGCCCUGAGAAUCUUCAAAUCUGUCAUACAAGGGGUUAAAGCAGAAACUAAAUGGUCUAAUAUUCCUUGUGAUGUCAUCCAGUUAUGCUUAAACACUAUUAUAAAGUUCCUUAAAGAACUUUGUGAGGACAUAUCUUCAAGAAAUGAUUGGAAUCACUCUCAUGAUUUGCUAUGGAUGGCUUUUCAGUCUGUAAUAGUUGUCAGAGAAGAAAUGGGUUUUUUGCUAGCAUCUCCUCUUUAUCAGUUUACCUUAGACCUCAUGUACAUCAAAGAUGGGAAAUCAUCUGAAGUUACUUGCUGUCCUUUUGUUCAGGCUAUGAGUGAAGGUUUAAUGGGUUAUAUGGACGUGGUAUCUCCAAUGAUCUAUACUGAGUUUUUGCUUUUGUGUGUGCUGGCUCAAUUUAUUCUACAUCUCUCAGAGAUGGAUGGUAUUCCAAUUGCAAUUCAGCAGAAGUUUCUUUUCUCUUUGAAUCCUUCAGUCAAUUUACUUGCUGCAGUUUGUUUCCUCUAUGUUCACCUAAGCAAACCACUCAAUGCAAAGAUGAGCUCUUUGGUGAUGUGGAGAAUCAUUGCAAAGAGCCUAAUGAAGAACACAGACGGGGUUUUUGAUAUUUCGGUCUUGAGAGUAGACGGACCUGACACUUUAUACACUGUUCUUUAUUGUUUCAUUUGCUACCCCUUUGUACUUUUUUGUACUAAAAGUAUGGAUGGUGAUUGCUCAAGUUUAUGUUUGAUCUCUUCACAAAGAGGUCUUCUCCUGGAAGCCCUGGUAGAAGUGUGGAAUAACCUUUUUGAUCAUUUAAACCAUGAAUCAAAUGCAUGUAUUCAGUCCUCCGAGAAUGAUUUCUCAAAUGGUCUAUGUGAACUAUUAAUCAAGGUGCUUGAUGAAAACAAAAACUUGCAGCACAACUCAUCAGACAAUUCUCAAAACAUUGAUUUUUUCUUAAUUUUUUCUGAAAUGCUAAUUUGCAUUUUGGUUCAUAUUAAGCCGUUGGAUAGUGAAAGUUUAAGAGUGGCAUUAGGUGGAACAGAAAAGCACUUCAGCCCCAUUAGAAAUGUUUUUAUUCUCUUUGGCAGAUUCUUGGGAAUAUCACUAAUGAUAUUGAAAAUAAACCAGCAAUGUGGGGUUGCGAUGAUUGACAGGGUUUUUGAUGCUGUAAUUAGAUUAGUUGGCAAUGUUUGCUUGAAGCAAGAUAUUCUUAUGGUCUUAGAGGUCUGUACUAGAUUUUGCCUCAUUGAAUGCAUCAUGAUCAUCUUCAUUUCAACUGCAUGUGAUUCUAAUAAUUGAUAU
Dendrobium catenatum is the source of this 2894-nucleotide messenger RNA. RefSeq lists its product as uncharacterized. Gene Ontology annotation, biological process: telomere maintenance. Lineage: Eukaryota; Viridiplantae; Streptophyta; Magnoliopsida; Asparagales; Orchidaceae. Gene Ontology annotation, cellular component: nucleus. The transcript has 9 exons. The record is from RefSeq and is a predicted model, not a curated record. The coding region runs from base 108 to 2891 and encodes 927 amino acids.